GUUGAGAUGAGAGUGAAUCGGACGUGCAGACAAACAGCUCCACCCUCCUGUUGAGAAACCCAUCGAGAUUCCCAUCUGAGAGCGUCAGCCGAACUCUGCUGCGGCGCUCCGACACCGAACCCCAAAACAGAGGCGACACAGAAGCGGACGGUGACUCUUCGUCAUGAACUGGGCGUUCCUCCAAGGCCUCCUCAGCGGGGUAAACAAGUACUCGACGGCUUUUGGCCGUGUGUGGCUGUCCAUUGUCUUCCUCUUCCGUGUCAUGGUAUUCGUUGUGGCGGCUGAGAAGGUCUGGGGUGAUGAGCAGAAAGACUUUAAAUGCAACACGGCUCAGCCCGGGUGCCACAACGUCUGCUACGACCACUUCUUCCCGGUGUCCCACGUCCGGCUGUGGGCCCUUCAGCUCAUCUUCGUCACCUGCCCCUCCAUGCUGGUGGUCAUGCAUGUCGCCUACAGGGAAGAUCGGGAACGCAAGAACCGCCUCAAGUAUGGGGACAACUGCCGCCGUCUGUACCAGAACCCUGGGAAGAAGCGUGGAGGUCUGUGGUGGACCUACGUUCUCACCCUGCUGUUUAAAAUUGCUGUGGAUGCCACCUUUGUCUACCUUCUCUACCACAUCUACGAGGGGUACGACUUCCCGUCGCUCAUCAAGUGUGAGCAGAAGCCGUGUCCUAACAAGGUGGACUGCUUCAUCGCUCGGCCCACGGAAAAGCGCAUCUUCACCCUCUUUAUGGUUGUCACCAGUCUGGUGUGCAUCCUGCUCUCCAUUUUUGAGAUCCUUUACCUGGUGGGCAAACGCUGCCGUGAGUGCUGUCAGGCGGUCCACCGCUCCCACCGUGAAGUGACAUUGUCUAGCGGGUCCCAGUUGAUGGAUGCUAACAGUCUGAAGCAGACAACCAAAAACACUCCAGCACCGGCGUACAGCGCUGUAAUAUCCUGAGAAUGAACAGACCAAAGACUCGUGGAGGGUACGACAACAAGCACAGAUCUGCCUGCUGGGAAACUGCUGUGGAUUUCCGGAGAACAAAAGAAAUCUGGAGUGUGAUAAGCAUCCUACUGUAAAAAUGACUCACUGAUGCUUGCUUCUCUUUGAAAUCAGAAUUGUGGAUCUUUCUUCCACAUCUGGGCGGCAAUAGUAUUCACACAAACAUGAACACUAAGCUUUAUUUACUGUCAGGUGAGUGUACAAAAAAAGAAUUUUACACUCAAGAUUAAAGAACAAAAUAUAAAGUGGGCUAUUUAUUGUUUGAAAACCAAAGCGCUAGUGUCAAUAUUAGCCUGACAACGCUAAAAAAAACUUGUGGGACAAACUUGACAUCAGAGCAAGGAGCCGGAAAACAAACUCAGAUUUGAUGCGACUUUCUGACAUCAACACAACAAGCACACUCAUGCUAUUUCUCGCUUUUCUUGCUUUGUUUCCUCAGUCUUCCCGGCCGUGCAUAGCUUAGCAGCAGGUUAGACAACAGUUGAUAUGAACAAUGAUGACAUCAGGAGAAGGUGGGGUUUAAUAUCCACACUUGUAAUUAUGAUAACACCUGAGGCUAAACUUAAACUGUGUCGAGUGCGAUCUCAUUACCAGUAGAUAUACAUGGACGUUACAUUUCUUCAUCCUUCAUCGUAAGAACUAAUCUCACUGUUUUGCAUUUUGACUUAAAAAAGGCUCAGUUUGCUCUUCAUUGGCCACGACAGCUGCCCUGGCAGUUAAGAAUCAAUACUAAGAUGAGCCAGUGGUUCACUGACCUUCCUGUAUUAGUGCAGUACUCCAGUUUCCAGUGUUGUAUAAGUGAGAGUGAGUGCACGAUCUGGCACUACGCUGCUACGGGAAAGCACAGUCAUGUCCUCCUGUGAAUCAAAAGCCUGCAGAUUCCAGGUUUGGCCUUGAGUGCUGCAGCAUGACUCACUCGCAGUUUAACAAACACGUGUGGUUUUCUGUGCAACUUUUUCCCUCUCCAGUGCCAACUCAUCCCGCCCACUGUCCCAGGUCUCCGCGAUCAUGUUGCCCUGUGAUUUUUUUUAUUGUGUAUAUAGUUAUUUAUCAGGUUCGAAUGUUUUACUGACCCGUGGAAUCCUAUUUUUGUAAUGAUUGAGCUCCAUCUGGAUACAAUGAAGUUAUCACUGUUUGUUUAUGGCUGUGUGUGUUUGAGGUUU
This is a messenger RNA of Synchiropus splendidus (mandarinfish), 2148 nucleotides long. RefSeq names its product gap junction protein beta 10 (gene gjb10). Bases 164 to 940 code for a protein of 258 amino acids. Gene Ontology annotation, biological process: cell communication. Lineage: Eukaryota; Metazoa; Chordata; Actinopteri; Syngnathiformes; Callionymidae. The transcript has 2 exons. The record is from RefSeq and is a predicted model, not a curated record. Gene Ontology annotation, cellular component: connexin complex.